UCGUGUGAUCCAGAGUUGAUCUUUGGGAAGGUUAGAGCAGCACGUCUCCAGCCUGAGCGUGGCCAUGGAGCUGACAGGGGUGGCCGUCUCUGCUCUUUUUCUGCUGCUUGCAUUUGGAUCUUCCGGUGCCAAAGUUGAAGAGGAGAACCCGGAGUUCUGGAGGUCUCAGGCCAAGCAGACUUUGCAGUCAGUGUUGGACAGGAAGCUCAACACCAAUGUGGCCAAAAACAUCCUGUUUUUCCUUGGAGAUGGUAUGGGAAUCACAACCUACACAGCAGCACGUAUCCUCAAGGGACAGCUGCAGAACCAGACUGGAGAGGAGACAGUGAUGACCAUGGACACCUUCCCUAGUGUGGGACUGGCUAAGACCUACAGUGUUGACUUCCAGAUUGCAGACAGUGCAGCCACAGCCACAGCGUAUCUGUGCGGGGUGAAAACCAACCUAAACACCAUCGGAGUGAGUGCAGCCACUCGCAACGGAAUCUGCAAGUCUCAGAAGGGCAACGAGGUCACGUCCAUCCUGAAGUGGGCCAAAGAUGCUGGUAAGUCUGUUGGCAUUGUAACAACCACGCGGGUGCAACACGCCACCCCAGCAGCCACCUACGCCCACACCGCCAGCAGGAAGUGGUACAGUGAUGCUGACAUGCCUGCAGGUGCCAAGAACGACGGCUGCACCGACAUCGCCUCCCAGCUCCUCUCCAACACAGACAUAGAUGUGAUCAUCGGUGGAGGCAGAAAGUACAUGACCCCUAGGGGCACUAAGGACCCAGAGUACCCCAGGGAUUACUCCUCCCGGGGCAAAAGAAGAGACGGGCGCGACCUCAUCAAGGAGUGGCAGAGCAUGAAAUUUGGAAAGGUCGCCCACUAUGUGUGGAACAAAACAGACUUUGAUGCCGUUGACCCUGAAACCACAGACUACCUCAUGGCUCUGUUUGAACCAGGCGACCUGCGCUUUGAGGCAGACAGGGACCCAAAUAUGGACCCGUCCAUUGUCGAAACUACAGAAAAGGCCAUCCGCAUCCUCCAGAAAAACCCCAAGGGGUUCUUUCUGUUGGUGGAGGGUGGGCGUAUUGACCAGGCUCACCACGCUGGCAGGGCGUACAUGGCGCUCCAUGAGGCGGUUGCUUUAGACUACGCCAUUGCGAAGGGCCUUGAACUCACCAAAGAGCAUGAAACCCUCACCAUUGUGAUGGCCGACCAUUCCCACCCAAUGACCUUCAAUGGGUACCCAUUCCGAGGACAAAGCAUUCUGGGUAAAUCUCCCCUGUGGGCGAUGGAUGUGCUGCCUUAUACCACUCUGAUGUAUGGCAACGGACCCGGACACAAAAUCACCAAUGGCACGCGCCCAGACAUCCGCGAUGUCAACACUAAAACUAAGGACUACGUCCAGCUGGCUGCCGUCCCCACAGAGUCGGCCACCCACAGUGGGGAGGACGUGGCAGUGCUCGCGCGUGGACCCAUGGCCCACCUUUUCCAGGGUGUCCAGGAGCAGAACUACAUCGCCCACGCCAUGGCCUACGCUGCCUGCGUGGGCGCCGACCAGAGGCACUGCCAGGGAAAGCAAACUGAAGCACCUGUGGUUCACACCACCUUGACCGACGACAGGAAUGGAGCCGGGGCAGUUCACGGCUCAGCGGUUUUGCUAAGUAGCCUUCUCUGUGUGCUGCUGGCACUUACAGUGGUGAUGUAAGAUCCCCUUUUUUUCCACUGAACCCCACUGAUCUCAGUCCACUUGCUACACCAGGGAGGUCAGAGGUCAGGGUCAUAGAGGAGUGGGCAGGGAGUCAGUCAGGAGGACUGUCAGUCAGGCUGAUGUGUACCACUGCAGCCUUUUGAACCAAGCUGCCUCUUGCAGAGCAUCUUUUUAAGAGAGAGAGAAUUAAGUUAUUAGAAGUCACAAUUGAAGUUAUGAAAUUUUCCUGCAAAGUCAGAGAAGUAUGAUUGAUUACUUGGCUACUAAAAGAAAAUCAGACUUAUUAAUGAGAACCCCUUGAAUGUAAAUGUAUCUCGUUUUAUUUUGGCACUUUAUUAAAUCCCUGUAGCAUACACAAUAAAGCAGUUCCUGAGCACAGAGUCUGUGUGUCACUUUAUCCAUAUAAUCUGAUCCGUACAUACUACUGCAUAUGUCACAUAUUGACAUUCACGGCUCCUUCACACAAUCAAAUCAGCCCUGUUUCAAUGCACUUUUCAGCAAAUUUGAAUGGGGGUUCAUUGAGGAUAAGAAGAAAAACGUCCCUCUUACAUUUCCAAAUUCAACUUUGGCAAAUUUGGAAUUUUUCAUUUUCCUUCUUCUGCAUUAAGCUUCAUGUGUUUACAGCACUACUUGUGUUGGUACAACUAAACGACAAUAAAGCUUUGAUUGAUUGAU
Messenger RNA from Acanthopagrus latus (yellowfin seabream), 2368 nucleotides. It is a transcript of the gene alp3, whose product is annotated as alkaline phosphatase 3. The transcript has 11 exons. Gene Ontology annotation, cellular component: plasma membrane. The record is from RefSeq and is a predicted model, not a curated record. NCBI's taxonomy places the organism in Eukaryota, Metazoa, Chordata, Actinopteri, Spariformes, Sparidae. Gene Ontology annotation, molecular function: alkaline phosphatase activity. The coding region runs from base 65 to 1690 and encodes 541 amino acids. Gene Ontology annotation, biological process: dephosphorylation.